UUGAAUUAGUAUCAGUCCGACCAGUCGCCAGCGGAGACCUGUGCGUUGCCGUUGCGUUGCCACCUGUUUGAUAACGCUCGCUCGAUUGCCCCAUGACUCUUUCUCGCUUUCGACCAGUUUCGUGUUUUCAUCUUCCUGCUCGCCACCCGAACCUCGGAGCUUUUUCCCCCCGAUCGACCAGUGCCACCAGCGCUUUUCCCCCCAACGACCAGUGCCAGUUCCGUCCCCUGUGAAAUCUAACACGGUGUUGAUUUAACCCCCCGCGGUGUCGAUUCAACCCCUCGCGGAGUCGAUUUAACCCCCGCGAUGUUGCCUCCUUUCGCGGUUUGAUCCACUUCAACAGGUUGCGCGUCGGUGUGUUGUGACCCAUGUUUGUUGUGUGCUUAGUUGUGAGUGCCUUGUGUGGAUUUUUAAAUUCUUGAAGAUUUGGAUACCCAUUUUCCUGAGGUGCGAUCGUGGAGUGCGUUCAGCCCUCGGAAGAGUGUCUCGGUGGUCCGGGGCCCGCGAGGUGCCCAGCCGAGUCCCAUUCGCGCCGCGCGUCACCGCUCGUGCUAUCGGUGACGCAGUUCCACAACCGCGAUUACCCGCGCAAAAAUGCACCGCGGCUCGCAUCGUCUUCCGCCCGAGUCCCACGAGUAGCCUCCGCCACAAAAUCAACGACGAAUCCACCGUUUUCAACCGAUUCCAACGGCGAAUCCACCGUUUACGACCGAUUUCAACGGCGAAUCCACCGUUUAUGACCGCUAAAUGGAAAAUCUCGUAGGCGAUCCCGAGUCUCUCCGCAGCGUCCCCGAUAGGCCGCGAACUCUCCUCAACUUCCACGAAAGCUUAGUCUGCACAUAAUUUAAUUUAAUUUAUCUUAAUUUAUUCUAAUUUAUUUCGAUUAGUUUUUAGAUGAGUUUGACGCGUUUCUGAUGGGCGUGACGAGGUUUUUCCACCGGGUGAGUUUCGCUGUUGUUUAGUCCCCCUCGUCCCUCUCGUCUGAGAUGAGAAUCGGCAAGACCCCGAGGAAGAGAAAGGUUUCGAUUUUUCCGGCCGCUCCGCUUUCGAAUCGAUCUCCGAGUUCGAGGAUGCGAUAGUCGGAGUCAGUGACGUCAUUUUGAACUAGUUCUUGGAUCCAUCGGUGACGCGAACGCUCGCGAACAUGUUGAACUGCACCGACAUCGACUGCAUCCUCCACCAUCACCACGAGCACCGGGAGCUUCAGCAUCAUCUCCAGGAUAAUCGGCAGCACCACGAACAUCAUGGAGUUAUGUCCGGUAGCACGGGCGACAGUAAUGACCAGAUCAUUCAAGACAUCCUUAAUGGAACCACCGAUGCUCCAAAUGAAGGAGUUUACAUGGUCUGCGGUGUCCUCAUCGCUAUGAUUCUAGUUGCCCUAAUCAUCGUUCUUUUAGCCGUUACAAUAAGUAAACUGAGGAAAAGAGAUGAGAACCAGCUGAAUCACGUGAAUGGACCUACUGUCACCAACCACAAUAACAACAUCAUCUCGCCUCCCGAUGUAGUUGUGUCCACCGUAACUGCUGUUACGUCGACUCAAACUGCCGUUCUUCAGCCAUCUCUGGAAUCGACUGCUGUCCCACCACCAUUCCUAUGGCAGUAUUCCGCCAGCAAACCUGUCAACAAGACAUCUUCGCAGUACACCUUGUACAGCAACGACCAGGAAUCGCUAGUACGAAAUGUAUCCUGUGAAGAACCUAGCGAGUGCCGGAAAGGCGUGCGGAAGAAUCUAGGUGGCAAGUUGAGGCGGCUCAUCAAGAAGAAACCACAGCAAGAAGCUUACACAAUACCGGCCGAGCUGCGGGAUCAGUUGAAGCAAAUCUAUGUUUACUAAUGUUAAUAUUAAUUGUUAAUUCAUAAUGUUAAUAUUAAUUUAACGCUAGGCUCAGUAAACUGUUAACAUUUUGGUUCAGGAGAGAAGUUAGAAAUUUUUCCCUUUAUCCCUCGUCGCGAGAAGUGUGUCAUCCUCCAAUUCGGUGUUUCGCUCAUCCGAGUAGUAGUUGUAUCAUUCCAAAAUUCUGCCAGUCGCGACGAGGUGAAUAAAUUCGCAUUUUAUUUAAUUUUCUAAUGGCCAGGAUGUUAACCCUCUUUUUUUUAUCCUUACUCUUCUUUUUCAAUUUGUUUGACGUGUACAGAUAAUUUUUAAGUAUUUCAUUGUACCGUGACUACUUUAAGUUUUUGUUUGUGAUGUGUUUAGGAGACUGAAUAUUUAGUUGCA
Molecule: messenger RNA, 2218 nt
Organism: Bemisia tabaci
Lineage: Eukaryota; Metazoa; Arthropoda; Insecta; Hemiptera; Aleyrodidae
Source: RefSeq, a predicted model, not a curated record